AUGUCACACAUGAGUAAUACAGCUCGCCGGCUUGUUUUUCUAGGCACCCAAGCUGAACCAUGUUUGAUUCAUGAAGAAGUUCCUAUUCCAAAGUUGAAACCUGGUGAAAUCCUAGGAAAGCUCCGCAUGGCAACAAUAUGUGGAUCGGAUUUACAUACAAUUAGCGGAAAGAGAAAAGAGCAGACGCCGAGGUAUAACCUGAAAUGCUAUUUUAUAGCACGUUACUGUUAAUUGAAUAAAUGGAUCUUUGGGUUCUUCCACCCCCCAUUCCUUAAGAGCAUUUUUUUGUGGGGGGAGGGGAAGGGGAAGGAGUGAAAGCUUGAAAGGCGCUUUUUCUUUCCGUAUGUCUAUUGAAGUUAUAAAGAAAAUGGCUCCUUGGGUGGAGGAGGAGGUCUGGUUGAUAUGGGAAGGUAUCUUAGCUCUAAAGAUUCCAACGUGCACACCCAGAACAAGUACUGGGCAAAUAUGCAAAUUAUUGUAAAUUGCCUUCAAAUUCAAAUUUUCAAAGGAAGAUUUUUCAUUAAAGGCAGGAAUGUCAACAUACAUGUUUGUGAAAGAAUUACUCCUAAUUUUCAGACUUAUAUUUUUAAUGUGUGUUUGGGUCAGGAAAACAAUUAAUAAGCAAAUGCUCUCAUCUGGGUUUCCUCUGCACUCAGGCUCUCUCAGUCAGUUUUUCUAUUCUCUUUUUUCUGUCCUAUUGACCAACUCUUUUUAGCAAAAGGUCUAGUCAAAGUAAACAAAUUGUUCUGUGGAGGCAAUUUAAUCAAAAGUCAAAGAGCAACAAGUAAAACCCAAAGCAUCUGUUUGAUUACCAGUAGCCAUUCUGGGAUGCAUGCUUUGAAAAACAAAAUAAAUAUUAAAUUUAUCUUUCUGUCACUAAGGUGCCUGCAAGUAUAUGACCUUACCUUACCUAAUCCAUGACCUUACCUAAUUCUGGCUGUUUAAGGUAUCAAGGAAGAUGAGCUAAUAUUUGUUAGCCAAAUAAAACAGUUAUUGAAAACAAAAAGGAGGAAUUUAAUUUAGGGGUAGAUCCAAAAAAUGAGGGUUCUACUGUGAUAGUAUAAUAUCACUCCAUAACCAUAACACACAUCCUCUAUAGACUGCUUUGUAAAAUGUAUUUUGGAUGAAUUCACUUGAUAGAAUUUUUCCCCCUAAUAUAUGUGAUAUAUAAAUAUAUAGAUAUAAAAAAAAGAUAUAAAAAAAAAACAUGCAUUGUUGAAUACUAUGGACCUGUUAUUUACACAAGGUCUAACCUAAACUGUUGUUUUACACAAUCAGUGGGCUCAGACUUUCUCCACAAGAGGGUUGAUAUAAUUAAUGAAAUGUUCCUCUACUGUUGGCUUUUGGCUCUCUUGACAGUGUUCACAAAAACAAAUGUUCAGAUAAAAGGUCCUGCUAAAUUGAGUAUUGUUGCCCUGGCAUUGUUAGACAACAGCUAAAUUUCAUUUUAAUAACCAGCCCAAUGAGAUCAUACUUUUAAGAUUAUAUAAACCUAUAUAGGUGAACUCCUCUCAUAACAAGCACCUCAAGUCAGUCCAUGCUAUUUGAAUUCUCAAAUAUAUUUAUUUUUUAAAGAUGAAGAUUUUGUAACUUUAACGACAAGACAGUCCUUUUUUCAUCAACUAAUUCACCUCUCACAGAUACUCAUGGGAUGUCAUUAAAUUUUAGCAUUCUUGGACAUGAAGGUGUUGUAGAAGUAAUCAAUCAUCUGCGUCCAGAUACUGACAUUGAAAAAGGAGACAGAAUAACAUUUCAUGUCAUCAACUGUUGCAACAAAUGUGAAAACUGCAGGGAAGGACUUCAGCAGAAAUGCAUUUCUUUGUUCAAGGUAACAAUGGGAUAAAUUUUUUUUUUAAGAAAAGUGUGGGAAGGGGGCAUUUGGGAUCCGGAGGAGGGCUAGGUCCUGGUGAGUAUGUCAGAACCUAAUGGAUGUCAAACUGGAAUUCGGAUAAAACAAUUAACCCUUUAACUCCCAAGAUCUGAUUGUUAAUUCACCCCUCUAGCUGCUACACAUUUACCUGUAACUUAGUUAUGAGAAUUUGGUGUUAGAUGAAGACAACAACCUGUACCUGAUAAGUUUGAGAAUUCUCUUUAUCUUUUGCUGGAUAAUGUAUGGAUAUUAUAGGGAAAAGUUACAUUUCAAUCACUCUUGAGAGUUAAAGGGUUCAGGUUAUUUCUUGUUUAGAGAAAUUACAUGGCACACUUGAGAAAGACACUUGACAGUUGUGAUCAUUAACCCUUUAACUCCCAAGAUCUUAUAAAUAAUUCUCUUUACUUCUCCCAUACAGUUCUUUAGAUGUCAGUUUGGAGAAUUUGGUAUUGGAUCAACUCAUAAUUCCCAAACUGACAUUUUUCUAUAUUCUCACCACUUGUCUGCUUGAUAUUGUAUUGAUAUUGUAAGGAGAAAUUCUGACUUGGUCACUCAAGGGAGUUAAAGGGUUAAUUCUACCAUUCAUCUGCCAAUCAUUUUCUUGCGAAUGAUUUGAGAGAAUUUGAUGCUACAUCAAGACAACAUCUGACAUUCAACUGUUUACUGAACAAGGUAUCAAUAUUGAAAAGAGAAAUUGUAUGUUGGAUGCUUCUAACAGUGAAAGGUUAUUUAUUAAAUAAUUUUUAUUUUUUGGUCUCUUUCUCUCUGCCUCUCUUCCUCCUAGACAUGUCAACCUUUCCUCUGAAGCCUGACCUCACUGACCAUUAAACACAAUCAGUGAGGGACUAUAUUCUAUGCCUACUAAAUACUUGAGGCCAUAGAGUCUUAAAAAGCAGCUUUCAGUCAAUUGUAGUAUUCCCCAAAGAAUACAAAUCUUGCUCUUUCUUCUCUUCACCCUUUAACUCCCAAGAUCUCAUUGAUAAUUCUCCUUACUGUCUCCCUUACAGUUCUUGUGAUGUUAGUUUGGAGAAUUUGGUCUUGGAUCUUCUUGGAUAUUUUUCUUUAUUCUCAUCACUUGUCUGCUUGAUAUUGUAUUAAUAUUAUAAGGAGAAAUUUUGUCUUGGUCACUCAUGGGAGUUAAAGGGUGACUAGCAUCUAAUUUCUCCUUACAAUCAAACAUUAAGGUUACAAGAAUAAAGGAAAUGAUCACCAAAUAAUGAAGCUCUUGAUUGUUACACAAAUUCUCUCUGUCAGUACCUUAGGAGUUGUAUCAAGAACAGUAUAGAGAAUUAAUGCAUAUAUAUUGAUGUUAGGGUGUAAAGCAUUAGAUUCACUCUGGGCUCUCAUUUGUUUUUAUAGUAUGGUCACUCUAUCAUGACAGAAGAAUCACAACUUAAUGGCUGUUAUGCAUCCCAUAUUAUCAUACACAGUGGAACACAUGUCGCAAAAAUUCCUGGUCAUGUCAGAGAUAAUAUGGCUGCCACCAUUAAUUGUGCAUUAGCAACAAUGGUUAAUGUUGUGUCUGGACUUACAGGAGAAAAUCCUCAUCGUGAUACAGUUGCCUUAAUUCAGGUAAGCAAUUAUGAAAUUUGACAGGCAUGCAAUGCAAAAAAAAAGUGCUCCAAUGGCUCAAUCAAUUCAGUAAAUCUGUGUAAUAUCCAACUGAAUAAAGGGGGUUAAGUUUUUAAAGAAACUGUGAUGCUGCAUGGGUGAGAGAGUAUAACAAGGUAAUUUGGUAUUAUCAACUGAGUUGAUAACUUAAAUUGGCCACUGUUAAGAGUUUAAAAGCAGAUGUUUUUAGUGUUAGUCCUUCAUCAUUUGCUCCAAGGGAGGGGCUGACACUCGAAAUGUCAGCUCUGAAACUCUCAAAAAAAAUUUUAAAAUUUCUUUUAAACCUCAAAAUAUGUCAACUUGAUGACUGUACAGCUCAAUUGUAACAUUAUAGGGGUGUGGCCUGUUAGGAAUUUAUGGCUGUGUGCUUCUUCAAGAAGCUGGCUUCAGAAAAGUUUACUGCUCUGAUAUUGAACCCAAGAGACUGGAAAUAGUUCAAAGGUUUGGUGGAAUUCCUGUCAUAACAGGUAAGAUAGGCUUUUUUACAUUUCUCCUUGUGGAAAUCCAAUGUAAGUGUGAUAAAAUCAUUAGAUCAAAGUUAAAGGUGUAUAUGAAGUGAUGUGAUAUAAUUUGAUUGCUUUGUGAUGAUUAAGCUCCUUCCAAGGGCAGUCCAUUUAAUUAACAAAAGGUAUAUUAUAAAUAAGUUAUAGCAUGAUAUUUCUCAUCAUAUCAAUCCCUUUUUGGAUUUAUUCUUGACAUUUUCAUUAAAAUUUUACCUUCCACAGCGUUAACAACAAACUCACAUAAGGAGAGACUUACUAGUCCACAUAAUUUCCAAAUUUAUAGAUGGGAGCCCUCCAAGUGACCCUGGUGACAACUCUGUUGAUGUGGUUAUAGAGGUGAGGAACUUUUAUUACUUCAUACUGAAAGUUAUGCAUUUUAUAUCAGUUUACACUUUUUGGAAUCUAACCCUUCCAACCCCUAAGAGUGAUGAGUAUCUAAUUUCUCCCAACAUUUUCACCCCUAAAUCAAACAUUAAGUUCAUGAGAAUUAUAAAGGGAAAUGAUCAGAAACUCAAGAAGCUCUUGAUUGUUUGACAAGUUCUCCUAUUUAGGAAUUGUUUAAAGAUUAGUAUGGAGAACUUGCAUACCGAUGUUAGGGUGUAGAGGUUUUAUCCAUUUGGUAACUUAUUGACUGUAGUUAGUUGUCUUAAAUAAUAGAGGAUUAUUCCAGGCAUUGUUUUUCAGAAUUCAUCAAAUUGCAGUCUGAGAUGUUGUGUAUUUAUUUACAGGUUUGUGGAUUCCCAGGAGUGAUACCUGAUGGAAUAAGACUCCUUCGCACUGGGGGUUUGUAUGUGCUUGCUGGUAUGGUACAUCCAAAUUCCAAUUUAGAUAUCACUGGUGAACAGAUCAUAAGAAAGUGUGUCACUAUUAAAGGUAAGUAUCAAAGGAUGCUUGAACUUACAGUGAGAUGUCUACUUGUUUAUCAAUGGCCUUUUGACUCACUCUCUAUUUUCCUUUUUCUUUUCAUUGAUCAUCAUCAGGAAUUCACAACUAUGGUCCACAACAUCUGGAUGAAGCUGUUUCGUUUCUGUCCAGAACAUGUAAUAAAUAUCCAUUUGAAGAACUCUUCAGCCCAUCUUUCAAACUCACAGAUUUUGAACAAGCCUUGCUGCUCUCCAAACAGCAAGUGUUCAACAGAGUUUGCGUGGAGCCCUGA
Pocillopora meandrina is the source of this 5140-nucleotide messenger RNA. The record is from the annotation of a GenBank genome assembly. Lineage: Eukaryota; Metazoa; Cnidaria; Anthozoa; Scleractinia; Pocilloporidae.